UUUGGGAAGUAGUGGGAGGCCUCGGGGGGGGUUGUCAGCGUUCGCGGUGCUAGCUGGGAAGGACGCGGCAGCCGGUGUGGUGUCUGAGCCACACGUGCAGGAGAGAUGAGCAAGGAAAGCCCUUGGCAGAGCCCGGUGCGGGCCCCGGCUUGCAUGGAGACCCAGCUGGAGGCGGUGCGGUACCACCGAGAUGGGAAAAUGCUUCUGGCAGCUUCUAGCUUGAAUGCUCGAACUUGGGGAGGUUCGAUUUGGGUUUACAAGGAUCCUCUUGAAGCCCCUAAUGAGAGCCUCUGUUCAGCUGGAGUCCAGACAGAGGCAGGUGUAACAGAUGUGGUCUGGGUAUUGGAGAAAGGGAUCCUUGUUGCUUCAGAUUCUGGUGCAGUGGAGUUGUGGGAACUGCUGGACAAUGACUCUUUACUUGUUCAUAAAUUUACCAAAUAUGAACAUGACGACAUUGUAACAUCCCUGAGUGUGUUCACUGGGGGCAAUCAAGCAGUUAGUGGAAGCAAUGAUUUCAGUGUGAAGGUCUGGGAUCUCUCCCAAAAAACACCCCUGAAAUCCUAUAAAGCGCACUCUGGCCAUGUAACCUGUGUCUCCGCUUGCCCUGGAAAAGAAACCAUCUUUCUGUCCUGUGGAAAGGAUGGCAGGGUAUUAUUGUGGGACACGAGAAAUCCUAAACCUGCUAAGAGAAUCACCUUUGGUCCCCCAAGCAUUUCACCUACUUCUGUUACUUGGCAUCCUGACAAAGAUGAUAUCAUCACUUGUGGUGAUGAGAUGGGCAAUGUUUAUAUUGUAAAUCUGAACAGCCCAGAUAAAGCACAGGCCUUGGCCUUACAUUCCAGGUCUGUCACUGGACUUGCAUACUCCAGUCACAGCUCACCAUUCCUGGCAUCAGUCAGUGAAGAUUGCUCCGUUGUGGUCCUCAACUCUGACUCUUCAGAAAUUUUCAAGGAUCAUUCUCAUCAGGAUUUUAUAACAAGCGUGGCUUGGUCUCCCCUUGAUCAUUCACACUUCACCACUGUUGGCUGGGACCACAAAGUUCUUCAUCACAUCCUUCCUAUGGAGAACAAUACUAAAACCCCUGCUGAGACUCAGGAUUAAUAUCUGAGCCAGUAGAGAUCAUGUAAUGAUUAUGGUUUGACUGAAGAAUAAUGCAGUGUACUGGCUUAGAUUGACCUCCGGGUAGGAUACUUAAGUGUAGCCAUUAGCACUGUACCUCCAGAGUUUUGUGUGCCACUUUGGAAGACUGAUAUCUCCACAUGUAGUUUUAGUUUGUAUUUGUUGGGCUUUAACCCCAGACAUUAUUCCAACUGUUACGGAUUUCUGCACCGUUUUGUCGGUUACGUUUGUGGAUGUGCAGUACUUAAUUUUUACGUAGUGUAAUGCACUUAGGACAAUUUUCUAGAGUUGUUCAGUAGCUGUUCAUUUUUGUAUUGAUGACACAAAAAAUAAAUUUCCACUACUGUGUCCUGUGUUCAAACCGCUAA
Messenger RNA from Pseudophryne corroboree (corroboree frog), 1487 nucleotides. RefSeq names its product WD repeat domain 77 (gene WDR77). The transcript has 10 exons. The record is from RefSeq and is a predicted model, not a curated record. Gene Ontology annotation, cellular component: methylosome. Gene Ontology annotation, biological process: oocyte axis specification. The coding region runs from base 106 to 1101 and encodes 331 amino acids. Gene Ontology annotation, molecular function: protein binding. Lineage: Eukaryota; Metazoa; Chordata; Amphibia; Anura; Myobatrachidae.